UGUUUUGUUUUUGUUUUAUAGGCUUGUUUUUCUAAUGUUUGUAUAUUUAUUUUGUGUAGGAUGGCAGAAAAACUGAUUACUGUAAGAUUGCACUAUGACGGGAUUUUGAAGACGAGUACUUAUUAUGGUGGAAAGACUAUUGGAGUAAAUGCUGUGGAUUCUGCAGAAUUUUCAUAUACGGUGCUUAUGGAAUAUGUCAAGGAUUACCUUCAUUUGUCAGAAAUUGGAGGAGUAUAUAUCCAAGAUGAUGGUGCAGGUUGGAAGCUUUUGACACGAGAUAAAGAAUUAAUUGAUCUUGUAAAUGGCUGUGAAAAUGAAGAGGAGAUUCAUCUGUUUGUUGACACCAUUAUUGACAAGGAAAUAGAGCCAACAGCUCAGAUGCAGCCACAUGUAAUUAUACGGCCAAGGAAGGACAUAGUUGAAGGGUCAACUAAGGCACAAGUGAAACGCAGAUUUGUGACUGCACACCAGCUCCAACAACAACAAAAAAUGAAGAAAAUGAAAUUGAAGUCAUCUGAGGUGCCGAAAAGGAUUUUAUCACCACGAAAAUGUAAGAAGCCAGUUCUGGAGACUCCACCAGUUGAACAAGAAAUUGUUAAUCCAAAAGGAACAGCAAGAAGGAAACUGAAUUUACACGAAGACAACGCACAUGGCAAAAGUACGGGCGAGAAUGACACUGAGUUACCAGCGCAGCCGUUACCAACUGUGAAUGAGUAUGAGCUAAGUAAAAUCAAACGUGUGCAAGAAAACAGGGCAAAGUUUGAAGAACUUGGGUUGGGUAAAUAUGGGACUAAUCCGAAUCCACCAGCAGUCCACAAAGGAAAAGGAAAAGAAAAAAGCCAAGAGGUUUCUGAUGAAUAUAUCAUGGAAAGUGAGAGCGAAAGUGAUGAUUCAUCGACGAGCAUUCAGACCAUCAAGAAAAGGAAAACACUGCCUGGUCCCCGAACUCGUUCGCGAGCCAAUGCUUCCACUACUAUGAACACCAAAGUGAAGCAUUCAUUUGCUCCAAAACUGAUAAAACCAACAUGUAGUAAAUUGUUAAAACAGCAUUGUAAUGUCGAAAGUGGUUCAGCUGCUGCAUAUGUAGCCCUGCGGGAAUGUCAGAAGCAAAAUCUAGAAGUUGAUCCUAGGAUUGAGGAUGUUGGUGAGUCGAAUUUACAAGAUGCACAUGAUGAUGAAGAAGUUGAAAAAGGUAAUACAUAUGUAAACCUGAAUAUGUAUUUGUAG
Daucus carota subsp. sativus is the source of this 1227-nucleotide messenger RNA. RefSeq lists its product as uncharacterized. NCBI's taxonomy places the organism in Eukaryota, Viridiplantae, Streptophyta, Magnoliopsida, Apiales, Apiaceae. The record is from RefSeq and is a predicted model, not a curated record. The transcript is spliced from 4 exons. The coding region runs from base 61 to 1227 and encodes 388 amino acids.